GAUCGUCGAAGAGACAAAGCCACGGAUAGCAAUGGACGAAGAAGGGUAUAUGCAAAAGCUCCGAUCUAAAGCAACAGAGCUUCUCCUGAGAGAAGAAUGGAAGGAAUCCAUCGAAGCGUAUUCAAACUUCAUCACUCUUUGCCAAAACCAAAUCUUUCAUACCCAAAACCAUUCAGACUUAGAUCAGCCUCAAAGGCUUCGAAAAUCCCUCUGCUUAGCUUUUUCAAACAGAGCAGAAGCAAGAUCAAGAUUGAAAGAAUUUCGUUCUGCGUUGGAAGAUUGUGAUUUAGCUUUGGGAAUCGAUGGGACCCAUUUGAAGACUCUGAUCUGCAAAGGUAAGAUAUUGCUCAAUCUCAAUAUGUAUUCUGUGGCUUUGGAUUGUUUCAGAGUCGCUCUUCUUGAUCCCCAAGCUAAUGGGAACUCUGAAAACCUUAAUGCGUAUGUCGAGAAAUGUAAAAAACUCGACGUUCUCUCCAGAACUGGAGCUCUAAACCUUUCCGAUUGGGUUUCAAAUGGGUUUCGAGGAAAGUCUCCAGAACUCGCAGAGUACAUUGGUUCUGUGGAGAUCAUGAAAUCUGAGAUCAGUGGACGUGGGUUGUUUGCAACUAAGAACAUCGAUGGAGGGGGAUUGGUUUUAGUCACAAAGGCAAUAGCGAUGGAAAGGAGUGUUCUUGGGGGGAAAGAUCUGAGUGAGGAAGCUCAACUAGUGAUGUGGAAGAAUUUCAUUGAUAAAGUUGCAGACUUCGUUGGAAAAUGUCGCAGAACGAGCAAUUUGAUCAGCAAAUUGUCAAAUGGGGAAGAUGAAGAUUCACUUGGGGUUCCUGAUAUAGGUCUCUUUAAACCAGGAACAGAGAUGAAGAACAAUCAACCCGGUGCGACGGAGAAGAUUGAUAUGGGUAAGUUACUAUCCAUAUUGGAUGUGAAUUCUCUAACCGAAGAUGCUGUUUCAGCCAGUGUGUUAGGGAAGAAGAACAAUGAUUAUUAUGGUGUUGGGCUAUGGAUAUUACCUUCCUUCAUCAACCAUUCAUGCUGCCCCAAUGCAAGGAGAUUACACGUAGGAGACUAUCUGAUAGUUCAUGCUUCUAAAGAUAUCAAAGCAGGUGAAGAAAUAACCUUUGCCUAUUUGGAUCCACUUUCUUCAUUGCACAAGCGCAAAGAGAUGUCAAUGACAUGGGGAAUCCAAUGCAGAUGUAAGAGAUGUAAGUUUGAGUCAGAAAUCAUGUGCAAACAAGAGAUGAGAGAGAUUGAGAUUGGUCUUGAAAGAGGGAUGGAUGUGGGAAGUGCAGUGUACAAAUUAGAAGAAGAAAUGAAGAGAUGGAAAGUGAGAGGGAAAGAGAAAGCCUAUUUGAGGGCAUCAUUUUGGUCUGCGUAUUCUGAGGUUUAUAGGUCUGAUAGGCUCAUGAAGAGGUGGGGAAGGCGGAUUCCGGCCAUGGAAGCCGUGGUCUAUAGCAUCAUAGAUGUUAUAGGAGGAGAUGAGAGGCUACUUAAGAUUCAAAUGGAGGAGUUGAAGAAAAAUGGAGGUGGUGGACUUGUGGAGAUGGAGAAAGCUUUGAAGCUGGCAAGAGAAGUGUAUGGGAAGGUGGUAAAAAAGCAGGCCAUGAGGACUCUUCUUGAGCUUUGUGUUUCAACUAAUGAAUGAGUUGUGAAUAUAGUUUACUUCACUUCAACUUUCAGUUGUUGUUGCAGAGCUCUGUAAUUUUUCUCAAUUUAGGUGUAAAACCCAAAGUCAUAGGCCGCAAUCAAGCCUAUUGUCAUGGACAU
Molecule: messenger RNA, 1761 nt
Organism: Neltuma alba
Lineage: Eukaryota; Viridiplantae; Streptophyta; Magnoliopsida; Fabales; Fabaceae
Exons: 1
Coding region: 32-1639 (535 amino acids)
Molecular function (GO): protein binding
Source: RefSeq, a predicted model, not a curated record